AUGGACACGCAGCUUGCAUCGCUUGCUACGCUCUUUCAGCAGACGCUCGAUCCGUCUCAGCGUAAGGGUGCGGAGGAGCAGCUGAAGCAGCUGCAGUCACAGCCGCGGUUUGCCUUUGUGCUCCUCGCGCUGGUCCAGUCGGAAGCAGCCUCGACCGCGAUCCGACUGGCGGCCGCGAUUCAGUUCAAGAACCUUUGCAAGACCCGUUGGGACGUAGAUAGCGAGACGGAGGAUCCAGUUGUGGGUGCAAUCGGGGACGAAGAAAAGCAGCUGAUCCGUACCGAGCUUAUCCCCGUCCUGCGAAGCCUUGCAAAUACACCGACUCCGUCGCAGGCCAUCCUCGCACAGAUGAACGAGAGCAUUGCGCUGGUGUCGCAGAGUGAUUUUCCUCAUCCGUGGAGUAACCUGAUUGAUGAGCUAGUGCAGAGCCUGAACAGCGACAACUACCAUGUGCUGCUCUCUGUCCUCUCUACCUCUCACGCCAUCUUUCGGCGCUGGCGGUCCAUGUUCCGCUCCGACGCGCUGUAUACCGAGAUCAACCUCGUGCUCAGCAAGUUUGCAACGCCGCUACUCGAGCUUCUGGAGCGCGUAUACGGGAUGAUUGUGAACCUUGCGACGCCCGCGCAAAACGUGCCGCCGCUGGCAUCGUGCCUCGUCCUCUUGCUGCAGCUGUUUUACGAUCUCUCUGCGCAGGACCUCCCGCCGCAGUUUGAGGAUGCGCUUCCUGCACUUUCACCCAUGUUUACCGGUCUGCUGUCGUUUUCACGGCCCGAGCUGGUGGGCGACGUGGAUGACAUGGCGCCCAGUCCCCUGGACAAGAUUCGCAGCAGCGUGUGUGAGAUUUUCGAGCUGUAUGCAAAGCGCUACUUGGACGCAUUGCCUCAGCUUCCGCAGUACGUGCAGGCUGUAUGGGAUAUGCUCGGCACCUAUGGCCCUUUAGAAAAGUACGACGUGCUUGUCUCCAAAGCAAUUCUUUUCCUCGCCGUCGUCGUCCGCAUGGGCAGCCAGCGCCAGCUGUUCGAGGCCGAGUCCACACUCGAGCAGUUUUGCUCCAAAAUUAUCAUGCCCAACAUCGAGCUGCGUGAUGUGGAUGAGGAGAUGUUUGAAGACAACCCUGUCGAGUAUAUACGCCGCGACUUGGAGACCAGCGUCGAAGUCGAUACGCGCCGCCGCGCCGCCUACGAAUUUGUGCGCGCACUCCUGGAGCAGUUUUCCGAGCAGACCACCGCUAUUGCUUCGCGCUAUAUCCGCGAGUACCUCGACCUCUUCCGCAAGGACCCCGGCGUAAACUGGCGGCGCAAGGAUGCUGCGAUUUACCUGCUUACAUGCAUUGCCGCCCAAGGCUCCACAGCGCAGCACGGCGUUUCUUCCACCAACAAUUUGGUAGACGUGGUCCAGUUCUUCUCCGAUCACAUUCUGGAGGACUUGCAGCCAGAGAAUGCCGCUGCAAACAGCCACCCGAUCCUCCAGGUGGACGCAAUCAAGUAUCUUUACACAUUCCGGAACCAGCUCACCAAGGACCAGCUGCUGUCUGUGCUUCCUCUCUUGGUGCACCAUUUGGCGUCGACCAACUAUGUGACAUGUACUUAUGCAGCCGUGAGCAUCGAGAGGAUCCUAUUUAUCAAGCACAAUGGCCAGUUUAUGUUUUCUGCUGCAGACAUUGCGCGGUCCAGUGAAGCGAUUUUGGCCGCGCUUUUUGCCGCGAUUCAGCGCAACGAGACGCCAGAAAAGGUGGCCGAGAACGACCACCUGAUGAAGUGUAUCAUGCGCGUUCUUCUCACGCUGCGCCAGUCGGUCGAAGGCCAUGCAGAAAUGACGCUCGCGCACCUCAUCACCAUCCUCGGCAUCACGGCCAAGAAUCCCAGCAACCCGCGUUUCACCCAGUUUUUGUUCGAGUCUAUCUCUGCGCUCAUCCGCUACGCAGGCAGUGGAUCGCUAGUACAGGCGUCAAAAAUGGAACAGGGUCUCUUUCCGUCGUUUACAGAGAUCCUGCAGGCAGACGUUGUGGAAUAUAUCCCCUACGUGUUCCAAAUCCUCGCGCAGCUCCUCGAGGUGCACGUUGUCCAGAGCAUGGAACGCACGCUUCCAGAGGCGUAUGCAAACCUCCUCCCGCCACUGCUCACGCCUACGCUGUGGGAGCAAAAGGGCAAUGUGCCUGCGUUGGUGCGCCUGCUCAAGGCUUACCUGCACCAGGCUCCAAGCGCAGUUGUCCAGCAUGUCGAGGCCUUUCUGGGUGUCUACCAAAAGCUGAUCUCGAGCCGCCUAAACGAUGUGUUUGGCUUUGAGCUGCUCCUCUCGCUCAUCCGCAACAUUCCUGCAAAUGUCUUGGCACAGUACCAGCAGCCGAUUCUUACCCUCAUGCUCAUGCGGCUCCAAUCGAGCAAGACGGACAAGUUUUCGCAGCAUUUUGUCAUUUUCUUUGCCGUGUACUGCAGCGUGCUGCAGCCAUCGUACCCUGAGCAGGUGGUUCAAGCGUUUGAGGCCGUGCAGCAGGGACUGUUUAUGCAGAUUGUGCAGAACGUCGUCGUGCCCGACUUGGCCAAGCUCCAGGCGAAGCAGCGGUUUGGCGUCGCUGCGGGGCUGAUCCGGCUCCUCACGUCGAGCCCGUCGAUGCUUGCUUCGUGCGCGCCGGUGUGGCCAAUCUUGCUGGGCAGCGUUUUGCGUCUGAUGAUGCAGACGGAAAAUGCGCGUGCAACGCCGGAAGAAGACGAGGGAAUUGCAGAGCUCGACGAGCAGGGAUUUCAAGCUAGUUUCUCGCAGCUUGCUGCGGCAAAGCCGAGUGUGCGCAUGGAGUCGGACGCGACAGACUGGGCAGGUACGGAUUUGGGUGCAUACCUCGCUAGGCAGCUGUACGCUGCGUCGCAGCAGCAUCCAGGAGUGCUGGGGCCUUUGAUUGCGAGUAUACCGGCCGAUGUGCAUGCAGUGCUGGACGAGACGCUUCAGAAACAUAGUGUCCAGAUUGUGUAG
Molecule: messenger RNA, 2967 nt
Organism: Malassezia vespertilionis
Lineage: Eukaryota; Fungi; Basidiomycota; Malasseziomycetes; Malasseziales; Malasseziaceae
Gene: CSE1
Product: importin-alpha export receptor
Exons: 1
Coding region: 1-2967 (988 amino acids)
Biological process (GO): protein import into nucleus; protein export from nucleus
Cellular component (GO): nuclear envelope; cytosol
Molecular function (GO): nuclear export signal receptor activity; small GTPase binding
Source: RefSeq, a predicted model, not a curated record